CCUCCCCCCCCAUCCUAUCUUCCUUAACUGGCUGGGCUUGUUAGUGCUCACGCCCGUACCUGUUCGCUGAAACAGCGAGCGAGACACCUGUCAGACAGAGAAAGACGUUCUCUCCCUCUCAGGGACACUGCAGACACGGACUCUCGGACUGAGCAGGGUGGAUAGUUCUCUCCUGGGAAUAAAGUGAAAGCAGCUGCCUGGUAAAGAUAACAAACCAAAGGAUUGAGAGACUUCGCCCCCCAGAGCAAGCAUGUCAAAACAGGCGGACAAAGAAUCGGUGUUCCUCACCACCAAAGUGAGGACCAAGCUGAAGGGAGACGGCAGCUGGUUGCAGCAGCGCAACGAAGCCCAGGGUGAAACCAACGAGGAGAAGCCGUGGUUAGCAGAAGUGAGGGCAGGACGUUUGAACGGAGAACCCGUGGAGACCAGUCCGGCGUCGUCACCAACAACAUCCACUCCGCCGGACGUAAAGGCCGACGCCGAGAGAACACCGGCGUCAGGAUUCCUGAUCAGAGGUGUUUUCACUAAGCUAGAGAGUCCUACUUUGUCUUCAACGAGUAACGGCGUUAGUCAAACAGCGACACAAUUCCCCAAGAAACCCUCAGAAAGCUACAAGAAAAUAGCCCCCUACACGGUGAGGCCCACCGCAGGGAACCAGGAGGCCCAGCUGAGCAGCGAGGAGCAGGAGAAACGGACGGAGGCUGCCAGCAGUGUUCUGAUGAAAUCUGCAGUCAGGCAACGGUCCUAUGUGCUUUCUGCUGCUAAGAAAUAUGAGACUCAAGAUAUGGCGCCCGAAACCUCUUUAGCCAACAGCAGUCCAGCAUUUGUAGCUAGAAGGGUGGAGACAGUUGAUGAUGAUGAUGAUGAGAGCGCUGCGACACCAGCACCUGCCAGCAAUCCGCCCACCUCCCCCGCGGCGCCCGUCACAUCUGUUGCCGCCGCCGCGCCUGAGCCCAAACCGGCGAGCGUAGCCGACGCUGCGCCUGCGGCCCUGAAGGUGGUGAAACCCGCCCCGGGGCCUGUGAAGGACGCCCCCCCGCCAGGGCCUGUUGCAGUAAAGGAUCCGUUUGAAGACACGCAGCCGGGUUGCACCAAGGUGGCCGCUCCUGCCCCUGUUCUCAUCCCGGAGUGCUUUCAAGCUGUCCCUACGCAGCCAGAAGCAAAGGCCUCGGCCUUUUCCGGGCGAGUCAACACUCCUCUGGUUGACCUCGCCCCAGCGGCGCCAAGCCCGGCGUCUUCUACUCCAGCAGCCCCCGUCCCGUCUACGCCCGUCCCUCUGACACCUGCCCCAGUGUCCCCAGUGAAGACCGAAGCAAAACCAGAGUUCGUACCGAAACCGGCUCCACAGCUAAGGACUCAAGAGAGCGCUGCGACACCAGCACCUGCCAGCAAUCCGCCCACCUCCCCCGCGCCGCCCGUCACAUCUGUUGCCGUUGCCGCCGCCGCGCCUGAGCCCAAACCGGCCGCUCCUGCCCCUGUUCUCAUGCCGGAGUGCUUUCAAGCUGUCCCUACGCAGCCAGAAGCAAAGGCCUCUGCCUUUUCCGGGCGAGUCAACACUCCUCUGGUUGACCUCGCCCCAGCGGCGCCAAGCCCGGCGUCUCCUACUCCAGCAGCCCCCGUCCCGUCUACGCCCGUCCCUCGGACACCUGCCCCAGUGUCCCCAGUGAAGACCGAAGCAAAACCAGAGUUCGUACCGAAACCGGCUCCACAGCUAAGCUCCGGUGUUGACACGCUCACCAACUUGUCCAACACCCUCAUUACUUUCAACUCAAGUUCCACCAGCUUUGUGGAUGACGCGCCAGUGCUGGCAGAGGAAGAAGCAGGUUCAGCGAACAGUCACACUACAGAGAAUGGUGAUGAAGAGGAGGCAGAUCCAGAGCUCGGCAGCCGGGAACCACUCACAGAUGAUCUCCUGGCUUUCACCGACGGUCCCGAGGAGAGCAGAGCAGAGCCCGUCCCCCCCAGCCCGGGACGCUGGAGUCAGGAUCUGCUAAAAAGUGAACUAAACAGUGAGUCAAAGAAAAAGACCAGUGGCCCCCUGGAUCUCCUGGCUAACGAUGUCAUUCCAAUCAACCCGGAGGCCCGCAGGCUCAACGUGCAGCGGAAGGAGGAGAAACGGACGGAUGAAACAGCCGGAGACACACAAAGCCUCACGGAGACCGUCACCAUAACCACCAAAACUGUGAUCAUUACUGACAAAAGCUCGGCUGAUCCCUUUGAUCCAUAUCCGAUAGGGACCACAUCCUCUAACAGCUCCUCUGACCUGCUACAGCCUGAGUCUGAUGUUUCCAACAACAGUCAUGUGUUGGAUUCCCAUUCAGACCUAAUCUCUAUCAACACUGACGCCACGAGCAGUCAGCGGACAUGGGCGCGCACAUGGCAAACCAGCCCCCCCCAGCAGGAGAACAACGAAGAGAGCCAAGAAGCUUUACCAGCAGCCCAAAUGCUAGAUGAAGAGACGCUGGUCAGGUUUGAGAGAAAGUCAGCUGAGAAUGACUCCCCAUGGGACAGGUGGACGUCCCCCACGGUCUAUACUCUCCCAGUCACUACAGGAGAAGAGGAGGAGGAGGAGGAGGAGGCGGAAAGCACGGAGUACAAACAGACAGAGACGGUCACAACCAUCACCACUAUCAGGGAGAGACUGAGUGAAGAACAGCCUGUUGUGGAUCGGUAUGAAACCUAUUCCAGGAGCGUGACAGAAGAAGACCAGCGUGUCCUAACGCCAGAACCCGAGGCCAAGAGGGGUUUCGUGUACCUGAAGGAGUACGUCAACGCAACAGAGCUGUCCUUGCACAAUGCCAGAGACACACCCGACAGUGGGUCAGAUUAUGUGACAUCCAGCUCCACCAGUUACUCCUACAACAGCCCCUCCACCUACUCGAGCGGCCUGGCGUCGUCCACCUGUAACUUCUGCGGAGAGCAGGUGGGUAAUGAUGCCAAGAUCACCAUCGAGCACCUCAACAUCAACUGCCACCCCCGCUGCUUCCAGUGUGGUGUGUGUAAAAAGCCAAUGGGAGACCUACUCGACAGCAUGUUCCUACACGGCGGGAAAGUCCACUGCGAGAGCUGCUACAGCGAAGCCUUGGACUGAUUAUCAAAUCCCUUCUGCAGCCUCUUCUCCUCGGUCGCUUCCCUUCAUGUUCAUUUGCAUAUAAAGUGGAGAACUCACAUUUUCCUCGUAGUUUGGAUCGUGUCUAGUUUGAACUCAGGAGUUGUGUGCUACAGACUGAUCAAAAAGGUUGUUAUAGUGAUUUAAUGGUUAGCGCUCAUGUCAUGCUAACUCGUAUUGUUUGUUUUUUUUCUUCCUGGUGGUGACCGCUAUAUCUCGCUAUGUAAACUUUGAAGGAUAUGUAUUAUGAACACACUACUACUACUGGCCAGUGGUGAAUAAUGAUUGAAUUUAGCCACAGUUGCAAAUAAAUGACUUUAUUAAAAAGUGUUCCUCUUGAUACAAAA
Gasterosteus aculeatus aculeatus (three-spined stickleback) is the source of this 3456-nucleotide messenger RNA. The record is from RefSeq and is a predicted model, not a curated record. Lineage: Eukaryota; Metazoa; Chordata; Actinopteri; Perciformes; Gasterosteidae.